Molecule: messenger RNA, 1973 nt
Organism: Striga asiatica
Lineage: Eukaryota; Viridiplantae; Streptophyta; Magnoliopsida; Lamiales; Orobanchaceae
Source: the annotation of a GenBank genome assembly
GUCCCUUUUGCCAGCAUUUUUGCUCCUGCACCCAAAACCCGGAUAAAACCUCACACGGCGGCGCAGCCAAUUCGAACCCCGCGACGGCCGACUUACGUAAUUACUAGAAUGGCCUCGCUCUCUCUUCCCUUCUCUUCCACCUCUCUGCAAUUUCCUUUCCCAUCACCAACACCCACCCACAUUUCUGCCCCAAUUCCCUCAUUCACCCAAUACUAUUCACGUUCGUCUUCAAGAAUCCGUAUGUGUGGCCUUUCGACCACACCCGAGAGGAAACCGAGCUCCAGGAGGAAGAAAAUCAGCCCUUCUUCUUCUUCGUCGUCCUCGUUGGAAGCACAAGAUAUGGUUCGUUUGAUGAUGAGGAGCUUCAGCGACAAGCAGCCAUUGGUGACUACUUUGAACAAGUAUGUGAGGUUUGUGAGGACCGAGCACUGUUUCUUGCUGUUCGAGGAGCUGGGAAGGAGUGAUAAAUGGCUGCAGUGCUUGGAGGUAUUCAGAUGGAUGCAGAAGCAAAAAUGGUACGUGGCCGAUAAUGGUGUUUACUCGAAGCUAAUUUCAGUCAUGGGAAAGAAAGGGCAAACCCGUAUGGCCAUGUGGCUAUUCUCCGAGAUGCGUAAUAGCGGCUGUAAACCCGACACGUCCGUUUACAAUGCGCUAAUCACGGCCCAUCUUCACUCUAAGAAUAAAUCCAAGGCUUUAGCAAAAGCCCACAUGUAUUUCGAGAAAAUGAAAGGCAUGGAGAGGUGCAAGCCUAGCGUCGUCACUUACAACAUUCUCUUACGAGCUUUUGCUCAGUCGAAGAAAGUUGACGAGGUCAACGCACUGUUCAAGGAUCUCGACGAGAGUAUUGUGAAUCCCGAUAUAUACACAUUUAACGGCGUGAUGGAUGCGUAUGGUAAACUAGGGAUGAUCAAGGAAAUGGAGUUUGUCCUCUCGAGAAUGAAGAGCAAACAGAUAAAACCGGAUAUUAUCACGUUUAACUUGUUGAUCGAUGCUUAUGGGAGAAAGCAAGAAUUCGUCAAGAUGGAACAAGUGUUCAAGAGCUUAUUACGCUCGAAAGAAAAACCGACACUCCCCACGUUUAACUCCAUGAUCACAAAUUACGGUAAAGCACGGCUUAGGGAAAAAGCGGAUUCGAUUUUUCAGAAAAUGACGGAUAUGGGCUACAAACCGAGUCCCGUCACGUACGAGUGUCUUAUUAUGAUGUAUGGAUAUUGUGAUUGCGUGUCGAGGGCUAGGGACAUAUUUGACAUUAUGGCUGAGUCUGAAAGGGAGAAAAAAGUGUCGACUCUUAAUGCAAUGCUCGAUGUGUAUUGCAUGAAUGGUUUGCCUAUGGAGGCAGAUAUUCUUUUCGAGAGUGCACGUGCAAAUGGAAUUUACCCGGUUGACUCGUCUAGUUAUAAACUCCUUUACAAGGCUUACACUAAAGCGGAUAUGAAAGAGCAUUUACAGAAGCUGCUCGUGUGUAUGGAUAAAGAUGGUAUUAUUCCUAAUAAAAGAUUCUUUCUUGAUGCUCUGGGAGCACUUGGGACUUCGUCUGCAAGCAAGAAGUCAGUUGUCAGAAAAAAACAAGUUAAGCCAACAGGUUUGAGCUGAUUAUAUGACCAGUCAAUCCUUUUCACCUCUAACUAUGGCCGUUGCAAUAGCUUCUAUAAUGGGGAAAUGUAAAAAUGGUGACUUUAGUGCUGCUGACAAAUUUGCGGAACUUCCCAGCCAAUACUGCUCCAGAAUAUCAGCAAUUUUGGCAGUCAUUUUUGUGUUGGGCUCUCAGGAGUUGUGACCACUGAUAAAAGUCCAUGGUGAAAUUGAAGGCUUUAUGAACAUCAAAGAGUAGUUAGUUGUGCGAUUUGUGAGGGUUAGUGUGUGGUAAAAAAGGUAAAUGGUAUAUGAAUGUGUAGUGAGGUUAGAAACUAGAAGUAACUGUAAUUUUUUAUAAAUAAUAGUUGAAAUGGAGAGUUUUGUUUUUCUUAGAGCAG